GUAACUUAAGUUUGACAAAAAUGGUUGUUUUUUAAAGUGUUUGGUUUGUUUAUUAAAUGAAAGUUAGCUGGAAGAAGCUUUCAGUGAUAUAUAUUAAUUAGACAGGUUCAAAGGGAGCCUGUUUCAAUGCGAUAUGAAUAGGAGAUCAACUGUUUGGAUAGGAGAUUUAGAUUCAAGUACUGACGAAGACUUUUUGGCUCAGUCAUUCAAGAUCUUAGGAGAACCACUUCUUAGUGUAAAAAUAAUUAGAAAGAGCACAGAAUCUUUAUGUUAUGGUUUUUUAGAAUUUCCAGACGAAGAAAGUGCUCAAAGAGUGUUACAUAGAUACAACGGGAAACCAUUACCAAACAACCCUUCAAAACGUUUUAAGUUGAAUCACGCAAAUUAUUCAAAGGACUCUGCUGCAUUACAGAAAGACUACUCUAUCUUUGUUGGUGAUCUUGCUCUUGAAGUUGAUGACUUGGCAUUGUUUGAUGCUUUUGCAGCCAGAUACAAGACUGUCAAGUUAGCAAAAGUGAUUUACGAUAAUUUUGGGGUCAGCAAAGGAUACGGAUUUGUUCACUUCACCAAUCAAUCGGAAUACGAAUCUGCCUUGAUUGAUAUGCAGAACACACAUAUAGGUUCGAAAACAGUUCGUGUUAGUACUGCUCAACAAAAAAGGCCAACAUCUUCAUCUAGUACACCCAGCCAAGAAGAACAGCAAUGGCAACAACAGUAUCCUGGUUAUGAUUACCAAAGUUACUAUGCUGCUUGGCAAAAUUACCAAGCUCAAAAUCCAUACUAUAGCUAUGAUCAGCGCUAUGGAGCUUACGGAGCAUAUCAGUAUCCGCAACAAUACUCUUAUGCAGAUCCACAGCAAGCAACUGCAGCUACACAAGCAGCUACUCAGCAGACUGCUGCAGCAUAUACUCAAGCUACAUAUGAAGCACCUGAAACUGCUAUAGAAGAACAUGAAGUUCCUCUUGAUGUAGAUCAAAUGAACGAAGAGUUGAUGCAAAGAAAUGAGGAAUUUUACACAGCUCUUGAUGAUUCCAGAUGGUUACCACUUGAUAAUUUGGAUCCUCCUCUUUUGCGUAUUAAAUGAUGUUUUCUUAGUAUGUAAAUAAAAUUCUUUUUUCAUUCAA
This is a messenger RNA of Uloborus diversus, 1124 nucleotides long. It is a transcript of the gene Secp43, whose product is annotated as tRNA selenocysteine 1-associated protein 1-like. Bases 134 to 1084 code for a protein of 316 amino acids. The transcript is spliced from 11 exons. Gene Ontology annotation, molecular function: RNA binding. The record is from RefSeq and is a predicted model, not a curated record. NCBI's taxonomy places the organism in Eukaryota, Metazoa, Arthropoda, Arachnida, Araneae, Uloboridae.